AUGAAGGAAAAGAAGGUGGCUGUUAAGAAAGAAAAAGUGAUGAUGAGUAAUGAAAUACCUGACAUGACUAAGAAUAAUGACAAGAACGAUGACUUUGAAGAUGAGCAAGGAGCUGGACACUACUUAAACGGCAGGAUUGAAGAGCAACUUUCAGAAGGAUAUAUGGGCGGCAGCGGCAGACACCGCACUCCUAUCAUGUCUACCGUGAGUUCUACUGGUGAUUGCCCCGUGUUGUCAAAGAUUGUCCAGAGAUGCCGAGGCGUGGAUCUGUUAGCUGGUGAUCGUGGUCAACUUUUCCUGCCAUUGUGUAGCUUACAUCAAAUCUGUUAUCUUUGUGGCGAGGCUCCACCGACCACUUGCGACUUAGUUUUCCUCUCCGAAGCUGACUCUACCUGUGAGGGUGAUACAGGCUGUCAACAAGCUGCCCGAUCCGCUCUUAUGGCGCUGAGAGAGCUCCACGACAACCUAGCAGACGAAUUGGAUGGAGAAUGUGAAGCGAAUCCGUGUCUACCGGCUACAUUGAAACUGAACAUUGGAUGGCAGAGGGCUCUUCAACGAUAA
Molecule: messenger RNA, 561 nt
Organism: Danaus chrysippus (African queen)
Lineage: Eukaryota; Metazoa; Arthropoda; Insecta; Lepidoptera; Nymphalidae
Source: the annotation of a GenBank genome assembly